This is a messenger RNA of Caenorhabditis angaria, 567 nucleotides long. NCBI's taxonomy places the organism in Eukaryota, Metazoa, Nematoda, Chromadorea, Rhabditida, Rhabditidae. The record is from the annotation of a GenBank genome assembly.
AUGUUAAAGCUUUGGAUUGUGCGAAGAUCCUGUGAAAUGUGAGUUUUUUCCUAAUAAUUUCGGGCUCAGCUUUCAAAAAAAUUGUGUGCUAUUGAUUUUUCGCUGAAACUAAAUUUUUCUCGCUUUUUUUUUUGGAAAAUUUGAAUAAAUUUGAAAAAACGCACGCUACAGUAAUCUUAAUUUAAUUUUUUUGGAAAAACUGCAAUUUUCAGAUGCCGUUUGCUUUGGAUAUUGGUCACAUCUGGACUCAAUGGCUAUUUCAAAUUGGCCUCAAGUGGAAACGGAAAAUCUAUGGAUAAACCGGUUAGGAUUAAUGUCCCUAACCGGAAAUUCAUUAAUUGAUAAUUCAAAAAUCCACCACAAAACAUCCACCCGACAUCUUUCCCAUUUCAUUUAUUUUGGUCGAAAAUUGAGAAGAAGUUAUGAUAUUGUUGGUGCCAAAACUAUGAAUUUUGCUAGAAAUUGAUCGUGCCAAUUCAAGAAAAAACCGGCGUUCCUCGGUUCGAAAAAAAACGACGAAAUAUAUUCAAUUUUGUGGAUCAACAUAUUGUGAAACAAAUUGAAUAA